AUGGCCACCCAAACCGCCCUCGCUCUCACCACCGUCGGCAAGCCGUUGACACUGAUAUCUCUCCCGGGACCGGAAUCGGUGGAGCUCAAGGGCAAUGAAGUCCUCAUCAAGGUCAGCGCUGUGGGUCUUGCGCCACUCGAUCAAAAGAUCCGAGACCUAGGCUACUUCAACAUCGGCGACAAACUGCCCGCGGUACUGGGCGGAGAUGUCGUUGGCAUCGUCGUCAAGACUGGCUCGGAAGUUUCUUUUCCUGUGGGAGCGCUAGUCUUCUCACAGAUUCAAUUUCAUCGUCCCGCUGGUGGCGGGCUGCAAGAAUACACGGUGGUCAAUGGCCUCUACACUGCAAUUGUUCCCCAAGGAAUCAGUGCGACCGAAGCAGCCUUGUACCCCAUCAACGCCGUGACCUCUGCGCUCGCGCUGUUCUCUUCCGACGGGUUUGGCUUUCCCUUCCCCGGCAGCGCCGAAUCGGCCAAUUUCGACUAUGCGAGCCAGAAGAUUGUCGUGAUCGGAGGAGGUUCGAACACGGGGAAGCUGGCCAUCCAACUGGCACGCGUUGCUGGGGUGGGCACCAUCGUGGCCGUGGCGUCGCCGUCGAACACUGCGGAGCUGAAGGGAUACGGGGCAACACACGUGGUUGCUCGCCAGGACGAAGACAUCCGGGGCCAAGUUCGUGCAAUCGUCGGGGACGACCUGCUGUACGUCUACGACACGGUCAACUUUGGAGACUACAGUCUCGCCGUGUCUCUGCUCUCCGACGUGAACCAGGGCACCGUGGUCCAUCUGCUGCCUGGUGGCAAUGUGAGCGAUGCUGCCGCGGCGCAGAACAAGGUAGCAGGCGUUCACGACAAGCCCAUUGCAGGCUUCUCGCACAAAAUCCCCGAGGUUGGCCGCCUGUUUUGGAAGGAGUUUCCCGCCUGGAUGGCCCGGGGGGAGAUCAAACCCAUCAAGUAUCACGUCAUUGAGGGAUUGGACGCAGACGCCGUAAAUGCCGCUCUCGACGAGUACAAGGCCGGGAGGGGUGGGGAUCGGUAUCAUGUGAAGCUUUAG
This is a messenger RNA of Capronia epimyces CBS 606.96, 1047 nucleotides long. RefSeq lists its product as uncharacterized. The transcript is spliced from 2 exons. The record is from RefSeq and is a predicted model, not a curated record. Gene Ontology annotation, molecular function: oxidoreductase activity, acting on NAD(P)H. Lineage: Eukaryota; Fungi; Ascomycota; Eurotiomycetes; Chaetothyriales; Herpotrichiellaceae. Bases 1 to 1047 code for a protein of 348 amino acids.